Molecule: messenger RNA, 2840 nt
Organism: Salmo salar (Atlantic salmon)
Lineage: Eukaryota; Metazoa; Chordata; Actinopteri; Salmoniformes; Salmonidae
Source: RefSeq, a predicted model, not a curated record
CAAUUAAAGGGGCGGUGCCUAGUCGUGCUUCUCACCGGAAGUCUGACGUCGCACAGUAUUAUGUCAAAAAUAAAAAUCUACAUUCGAGGAAGUCAGAAGGGUACUGUAGCUAAAGCUAGAAGAGUGGAAUAAGACAAAUAUUGUCGUUUGUCGAAAAUAAGCUCUAUCGAAAACCCCUGAAGACCACUGCAAUGGCCGAGGAAAACAUCUUCCUUUUCGUUCCGAAUUUGAUCGGCUAUGCCCGCAUCGUGCUGGCUCUGCUUGCCUUCUACCUGAUGCCAUGCUGUCCAGUACCAGCUGUGUUCUUCUACCUGCUCAGUGCCCUCCUGGAUGCCUUUGAUGGGCACGCCGCCCGCGCCCUCAACCAAGGCACUAAGUUUGGUGCGAUGCUGGACAUGUUAACAGACCGCUGUGCCACCAUGUGUCUCCUGGUCAACCUAGCUCUGCUUUACCCCUCCUACACCUUCCUCUUCCAGAUCAGCAUGAGCCUGGACAUCGCCAGCCACUGGCUGCACCUGCACAGCUCAAUGAUGAAGGGAUCCACCAGCCACAAGGCCAUUGAUCUGUCUGGAAACCCCAUUCUUCGCCUCUACUACACUUCCCGGGCUGAUCUAACUGCUGUCUUCCAUAGCCGGUGCUAUUUGUCAUGUGUAUGGGGAACGAGCUCUUCUUCUGCCUGCUCUACGUCUCCUACUACAUUGAGGAACCCCAUGUGUGGCUGCAGUGGCUGCUUCAUGUCUGCGCCGUGGUGUGUGUGCUGAAGUCUGCCAUCAGCGUUCUGCACCUGAUCACCGCCUCCAGGAACAUGGCUGCCAUCGACGUGUACGACCGUGAGAGGGAGAGGAGCAAGGCCGAGUGAGAGAAGGAGAGGGAGGGGGGGGCUCUUAAUCCCUUGGUAUGUGUGUAGAUCUGAGAGGAUGGGUGUAACAAUUUGGUAAACCAAUCCACCUUGUCCUCUGAUAGGCUAGGUCAGGCUUUUUUUUUUCUCCUACAUUUUACACCGACCCAAUCCUCUAGGAUCUACUUGAAUGCCUAGGGGCUAGAGGUCGAGUUAGGAUAAGGCAAAGAAGAGGGGGAGAGAGAGAGAGGGAGGGUAUAGGAGGCUGUAGAUGGGUGCUUCUCAAUAGUCUAAAGUGGCUUCCUUUCCUCAUGUCCUUUCCUUCCAUCUGCACUGAUCUGAAAACAAGAGAUUGGUGAAAAUAGUAUGGUGGAUGCCUACUAGUCAACACUGCUUACCCAUCCAGUUAAUUCACAUCAGACGAGAAAAAGGAUUGGAGAUGAGGAGAGGAAGCCACUAGACUAUUGAGAUGCACCCUGUGUCCCAAAAGUCUCAAAUAACCCACUUUUCUUAGUCGCCGCUUGAGCACUGAUAGGAAAGGACGUGAAAUCAUUGGGGGAAAAUAACGUUAGUGAUAUCGAAGGGAAGGAGACAAGAAAAUUAAGCAAGGAAAUUAGGAUAUUUGAGAGGAUUGGGACACACAGAAAGCAGAGUCAGUUGCUGUGUUUGUAGAAUAGAGUUGAAGGUGUGAGAACAAAUAUUAUUGUGUGAUGUAGCAAAGAUGGAGGUGAAGCUUAGUCAGGGGACCUUUUUUAAAAACCAAACUGAUGAUGGCUAUUUAUUUUAGUUAGAAGAUUGAAACAACUUAAACCUUCUGUUAUUAAGCCUACUUGUAUAGUCUUAUAAGCCUGACAUAAUAACUGGUGUCAAAACUUGAAAAAGUAAACAGUAAUGCUAUAUUUUUGUAUGCUAGCAAAUCAUUGCGGGCUUUAAUAUUGUCUAGCUAACUAGCCAACAUGAAUCACUUUUCACCAGACCUUAUUUAGUAGACUUCAUAACCAAGGGUUUGAGCGAUACGUGUUAUCUUGAAAUACUCUUAAGUGGUAAUGUCCAUGUCACUAUUAUUGCUGUUCCUAUUCAUAUUUCAAUUCCUAUGGUUGUUUUUAUUAUUAUCUGUCGCCGUCAUCAGUAAUGAUUUGAAGUUGCACAACUUUCACUUGGGACAUGUCGCCCCCCCACCACAUUCUGAAAUGUCAUUUUUGUCGCCCCCAGUUUUAUCAUUGGAAUGUGAUUAUAAAACGAGGCAAUGAUGUGCUUUAGGACCAUGCGGACGCCUCCGAGCGGUCGGGUAGGCUGUUUGGAGUGUUUAUCCGACUGGAUAAGAAAAUAUAUAUAUAAUAAUAAUUGUCCCCCCCACUUCUAAAACCAAAGUUGCGCCCCUGGGUAGUGGUGACUGUAGAGGUGGUGUUGGACUUUUACGUUGCAGUGAUGAGUGGAUGGGGAAGACGCACACACUUAGAUAUAUGCGCACACUUUUUUUUUUUUUGCAGACACAUAUACACACACACAAACACGCUUGCCACACACAUACUCACACGCUUGCAGACAUGCAUUCAUCUAUAUUGGGCACAUUCCUGAGCUCAAGUGAAGACCACCUGAGUAUUAUGUUUUGAGUGUUCUUAUAACUAUUAUUCGACAAGCUUUUCUAUCAUCACUAUGUGACCGUGUGUAUUGAUAUACUGUGGCUGAUCUGUUUUAUUGUCAACCAUUAGAAACUAUGUUUGGAGUGUGGCGACGUUGCUAUCAGCCAGAUGGCAUCAAAGAUCUCUAGUUCGUUUGAGUUUCAACAAGACUUUUGGGAGAAUGUGCUGUGAGAGGGAGGAGCAAAAAACCCAAGCCAUGUAAGAUCUAUGAUAAUAUCUGAAAAUACAUUGUGGGUGUCAGUGUAAGAAAGGUGUUGUAAGUUUUAUUUCCAUGCAGUGCCUCCGGCUUGCAGAUAUUGUGGAGAAUGUCUUUGUCAAUGGCAAUAGAUGAAAAGGUAAUAAAGAUGUCUUUGAACCUA